Molecule: messenger RNA, 2226 nt
Organism: Rhodamnia argentea
Lineage: Eukaryota; Viridiplantae; Streptophyta; Magnoliopsida; Myrtales; Myrtaceae
Product: transcription factor bHLH30-like
Exons: 2
Coding region: 561-1673 (370 amino acids)
Biological process (GO): regulation of DNA-templated transcription
Molecular function (GO): protein dimerization activity; DNA-binding transcription factor activity
Source: RefSeq, a predicted model, not a curated record
AAGAAAAGAAAAAGGACAGAGGAGAACAAAAAGAUACCAACAAUACCCACGAGAGAGAGCCUGAGUUGAAGGCAAUGAGGAUAAAAAGGGGUCGCAUCAAGCCCUCCCCACACACACUUCACAGCCCAAAGGCAAUCACAGACAAACCUACCAAGUGAAAGAGAUUGAGAGAGAAAGAGAGGGAGAGAGAGAGAGACUGGUCUUCAACCUUGGCUUUUUCCCCUCUCCACCACCGCCACUAGCCAACCAGAGAGACAGAGAAGCAAAGACAAAUCGAAACUCCAUCCUCCUUCUUCAGCUGUGUAUCGAGCAGCAAGAGGUCUUCCCCCCUGCCCUACAAUCCUUUUCUGGAAAGUAAAAACUCUUUCUCUGAUGACCCUUUUGUGCUUUUCGUCCAUGGAAGUGCAUACCAACUUCAAAGAUCUUCUUCCGUUUUAGUUUCUGUCUUCGCUCCUAACUAGAGGGAAGGAAAGGGCACAAGUAGAAAAGGCUCUGGCUUUUGUUUCUCUCUUUGGUCUUUCUUUGAAUUUUAGCUUGUUGGGGUUUUUCAGUAGGUGGGCAUGAGUGGAAAGAUUGAAGAAGAUCAAGGAGAGUGUUCGCAAACCAUCGACAAUUUCCACAGCACCCCCCACCACCACCACCACCACCUACAAGAUCACUACCACCACCAACAACAGCAACUGCUCCUCCAGAUGCACCACCACCACCACCAGAACGACCACGCUUUUGGCGGCGCGGUCUUCCACCCGGACCUCCAAGCCCCGCCGUCCGUCCUCCCCUGGCCCCUCCAGCAGGCCCACCCGGCCUUCCACUCUGGCCGCGAGCCCGACCCCUUUCUCCUCCCUCCCCCGCCUCCUCUGCCACCGUCGCCCUACGCCGGCUUCUUCAACCGAAGGGCCCCUUCCUUGCAGUUCGCCUAUGACGGCGGUCCAGCCUCGGACCAUCUCCGGAUCCUAUCCGACGCCCUCGCGGUGGGCGUGGCGGCUCAUCCUGGCGCCGCCGCCGCCGUGGCGCCGUUCGGGCUCCAAGCCGAGCUGGGGAAGAUGACGGCCCAAGAGAUAAUGGACGCCAAAGCCCUCGCCGCCUCGAAGAGCCACAGCGAGGCCGAGAGGAGGAGGCGAGAGAGGAUCAACAACCACCUCGCGAAGCUGCGUAGCUUACUCCCCAGCACCACUAAAACGGAUAAGGCAUCAUUGCUGGCAGAAGUGAUCCAGCACGUGAAGGAGCUGAAGCGCCAGACGUCCCUGAUCGCCGAGACGAGCCUAAUCCCGACCGAGACCGACGAGCUCACGGUGGACACUUCGGAUGAAGAAGUCGACGGCAAGCUUGUGAUCAAGGCAUCGCUGUGCUGCGAGGACCGGUCCGACCUCUUGCCCGACCUCAUCAAGACACUGAAGGCGCUGCGGCUGCGGACCCUGAAGGCCGAGAUCACCACACUCGGCGGGCGGGUGAGGAACGUCUUGUUCAUCACCGGCGAUCACGAUCAGGACUUGAGCGGCGACAAUGGAGAGCACCAAGAGCACCAGCAACACAUACAGCAGUACUCAUUGAGUUCAAUACAAGAGGCGCUCAAAGGGGUGAUAGAGAAAGCUGGCGGGGGCGAUGAGUCCUCUUCUGGGAAUGUUAAGAGGCAAAGGACUAACGUCAAUAUCCUCGAACACAGGUCUCUCUAACAAUGUCGACCAUAUCUAAAUCUUCUUCUAACUUCCAUUUUCUCCUCCUUCUCUACUCUUUCUUUCUUUUUUAUUUUCCUUAUGCUUGCGGGUGUUCCUUUUUUCUUGUUCUUUUUUUUUUUUUUGGAGGGUUUCGGUGUGUGCUUGUGUCUCUUGGCCACUAAACAGCCGGCAAUAUGAUGGUACUUUUUUUUUAACCACGUGCACGGCUCCAUUUAAUGGAGAAGCAAGAGGCCAAAAGAAAAAAAAAUGGUGUUGUACAUGUGUGGUUGGUGGGGAAAUUCCUGCAUUAUUUUCUGGUGCUUCUGAUCUGGUUUGGGCUCUUGGCAGAGAGAUGAUGGAGAUGUGAGUUUGAAAAGAGGAAAGAGAGCGAGAAAUCUUUUUCAUGACAAGAGAAGUUUUCUGAGAUAACCCCAUUCAAGGAAAUGUGAGGAAUUGAUUGCUCUAGGGUUUUCGUUUGAGUCGGGUCCAGAUUAUAUCUGUCCGAUCUUCUGGUUGUUCUUCUUGCUGUAUUUGGACAGUGUGUACGACGUACUACGUGUGCCAUUUUGUC